This is a messenger RNA of Musa acuminata AAA Group (dessert banana), 1186 nucleotides long. RefSeq names its product large ribosomal subunit protein uL30x-like. The record is from RefSeq and is a predicted model, not a curated record. Bases 193 to 930 code for a protein of 245 amino acids. NCBI's taxonomy places the organism in Eukaryota, Viridiplantae, Streptophyta, Magnoliopsida, Zingiberales, Musaceae. Gene Ontology annotation, cellular component: cytosolic large ribosomal subunit. Gene Ontology annotation, biological process: maturation of LSU-rRNA from tricistronic rRNA transcript (SSU-rRNA, 5.8S rRNA, LSU-rRNA). Gene Ontology annotation, molecular function: structural constituent of ribosome; RNA binding. The transcript is spliced from 6 exons.
GCCCUCCCCCCCCCCCGCCCCUUCCCCCUCCUCCUCGUCUCUCGUUCUCGCUGCGACGAACCCUAAAUCCCUUCCCUCUUCCAACUCUGCUCCUCGAUCGAGGAAGAGUCGAUCGCAGAAGACCAGGAACGCUUGCCCCUUCGCGCUCUUUUGCUCUGAUCCGAGGGGGAGUUGUUCUCAGGAUAGGCUGUCAUGGCUGACGACGAGCCGCAGCCCCUUAACUAUGUCCAAGAGACAGUGUUGAAGAAAAGAAAAAACAAUGAGGAAUGGGUUAUCAAGAAAAGGGAGCGAUUAGCAGAGCGAAAGAAAAGUAAAGAAAGCUUGAAGCCUGCCAUUAAAAGGCCUGAAGAGUUUGUCAAAGAAUAUCGUGACAAAGAGCUGGACUUUGUUCGCAUGAAGCAGAGGCUAAAGCUACGGAAAUCUUCCAAUGAUGCCAUAAAGUCUAAGUUACUUUUUGUUAUUCGCAUCCAUGGAUCAAAGGAUAUGCAUCCCCGGACAAGACAAAUCUUAAAUAAGUUGCGGUUGAGACAUAUCUUAAGUGGUGUAUUUCUGAAAGCCAAUGAAGCAAAUUUGAGAAUGCUUCUGACUGUAGAACCGUUCAUUACUUAUGGUUAUCCUACUUUGAAAAGUGUGAGGGAGCUUGUUUACAAGAAGGGCUGUGGAAAUAUAGAAAAGGAGAGGACUCCUCUUACUGACAACAACGUCAUUGAGCAGGCACUUGGGAAGUAUGGUAUCAUCUGUCUUGAAGAUGUCGUGCAUGAGAUCGCCACAGUGGGAUCACAUUUCAAGGAGGUUACCAGCUUCCUGUGGCCAUUCAAGCUUAAAUGCCCAGAACGCAGAUUACAGAUGAAGAAAAAGCUCUACAAGGAGGGUGGCGAUGCAGGCAACCGUGAAGAUCACAUCAAUGAGCUCAUUGAUAAGCUGAACUAAGAGGGAUGAGCUUGUGGUGGUCCAUGUCAAGCAUGGAUGACAUCAAUUAAACUAGUUUUGCCAGACUUUUUUGCUUUUUAUGGCUUGGAAAAGUAUUUAGUGGAAAUCAGUAAUGUUGUAUUCCCCGGCAUCUUUUUGUUUUCUUCUUUUAACAUCAAAAUCAUAAUCGUCUUGUCUUUUUGACUCUUUUAACAUCCUCAAUAGAUUCUUCCACUCGUCAUGUUCAUAAUUUUGUUUUAAUGAUCAUCUUUUUUCA